Molecule: messenger RNA, 5738 nt
Organism: Bolinopsis microptera
Lineage: Eukaryota; Metazoa; Ctenophora; Tentaculata; Lobata; Bolinopsidae
Product: thyrotropin receptor-like
Exons: 3
Coding region: 4126-5523 (465 amino acids)
Biological process (GO): G protein-coupled receptor signaling pathway
Cellular component (GO): membrane
Molecular function (GO): G protein-coupled receptor activity
Source: RefSeq, a predicted model, not a curated record
GGACCACCAAAGUUAGAAUAUAUCCAUCCCAAUUAGCAAUUCAAUCAACCGUAAAUUAAGAAGUCAGCGUAGGGGAGUGUAAUGAAAUAUAUGGUGCCGUGUGAUAAUGGGUACCCAACACCAACAUUACAUGUCUCGUCGUCUCUCUUUGUUUCAAAACACAGGGGUACAGCCUUCAUAGUUUAUCUAAUUCCGGAGAAACUGAUCACAUUUUGGGGACCUCAUUAAAGUAGCUGACCCCUCGUUCAUGUUCAUUUUGUGAUCGCAUUUCGGACGAACAUAGGCUCGUUAACUGUUUGUAGCGUUCUUCUCAUGGUUCUAUCAAUUAACUGGAUUCUCAUCAACCUCAUCACGUAUCCCUUCCCAGUGGUAUCAGUGUUCUUACAACUGCCACUUACCAGGCUGUUUCCCAAGCUAUUCAUUAUCGAUAAUGGAGUUUUAAGCGGGCUGUGUCAACAUAUUGGUGAUUAGCUCGUCACGCGGCUAGACUCCUCGGACAUUUCUCACACUCAGCUGGCCUCUUUUCUCCGUACAACGCCACUAUUCAGAGACUCUUUAUUAAUUGACACAAACUGAAACCUGGCAAAUCAGCGGAGGGGCCUAACUUUGCUCCUGAUCUCGACAAGCAGACAAUAAACUAAUUUUCUGACAGACCACGUGGGGUGGCACGUGAUAGCAGUGCUGUUACCUGGCAACGUGUACGGACUAUGAACGUAUCACCACGUGACUUGUUCUAUCAAGCAGGUCCAGGGGUUUGUGCAAAAUCGCAACAGUAUUUAGCCUAAUUGGUCUGGGGAGCGAUAGAGAGUGUAUCAAGCGUUCGGUGUUGGUGUUGUGAUAGUCAGCAUACCCGUGGCUAGUUAACCAGUUGUUCAGACACUUUGUCAGUGACUGGAGUGUUGAUUACUCUGGUAUGUUCUACACGUUUCAUACGUCACUCUCUGGGUGAAAUUUCUCGAUAUUUCUGAUGACAUUUUCAUACGAUCCCAAUACCGAUAACGUCAUUGUCCGUUUCUCCUUUGUUAAUCGGUAUCAUUUAUUUUCGCUAGUCUUUGUUCCUGUUAUAAGUUAUUUCUGUUAGUCCCACUCUACCCAGACCAUCCCUCUCCACCCUACGUCACGGGUCCUGCUAGACCACUUCCUUUCACCACCAGGGGUUUUCUCUGGCCGGAUCAGCUGGGCGCCGUGAAGUGCCCAAAUAUUAAUUACAAGGAUAAGGCGGAUCGUUUAAUUGCAAUUAUUUGUAUUGCCCGCCGCUAUCAACGACAACAUUGACCAAUAGAGAGCAAGUAUUCUGGAAACGUACCAAUCAGAGACAAGCUAAUUGAGGUAACUGCUGGCCCCUCUUUUCCUCCUGUCUAUAACGGUUGUACUGUGCAGCAGUAUAUCUGAUCAUCUGCUGUUUUGUUUAAUCUCGAUAUAAUCUGUCCCGAUCAGGUAUUGUCCUCAUGUUAACACCUAGUUAUCAGUACUCGUAUCUCGAUAUUACCAGAUUACUUGUUGUGAUCGUGGAGCGUGUUGCCACGUCUACCGUGUGAAGAGAACUUAAACUUACACCUUUUCCCACAGCUCCGUAUCCCGUUCCCACACUUUCACUGAUUAGCUACUGAUAACGACGUUAAGAAGCGAAGCGGAAUGUAAUGAUUCACUUUAUUAGAUCCACCUACAUCAAUCCUCCUACAUUAUAAUACUCCUACAUCUUUUAUAGAUUACAAUGCAUUACCUAUGUCACUUCUCCUGCUUGACAUUAUCAUUAUUUUAAUGCUCAUCAAUAACUAGCCACACCCACGCUGAUGAUCGUGCUCGUGUCUUAUUAUAUUAUACACAUUAUUAAGCUCCUGGCUGCGUUCUUCAAUCCGCUUUCUAUGGCGAUUGUUCUCGUCUCGUGUCGGCUAUCAUUGCUUAGUUCAGUAUAUAAAUAUCUUUUGUUCAGUUCGCUUUGUGUGUUGCAGUCGAUGGAGGUCAUCACAUGGCAGCGGCAGCGGCGAUUAUUUUGUAUCUGGACGAAUUAGUACUUCUCGUUUUGUCUUAAACGCCUUUUUGUUGUGUCACUUUACUCGUGGUAGAUAAAGAGAAUGACAGCCAUAAUUUGGUGUUUUGUGAGCCGUUUAGAUGAUUGUAAAACAUGUGCUGAUCUCAUUGUGUUUACAUUUAGACCUAUGAUAGUUGCUCAAUGCUCGUAUUGUGCUGCGAAAUAAGGUUAUAGCGGUGGUGUGGAACUAUUUAUAGCAACGGCCGGGAAAUCGGCCGUUUUUUAAAUAAUAUGUUUUGCGAGGACAUCUAGGCGGCUAAGAUAUUAGAAAAUAUUCGUGAAUUUAGUAGAUUUCCUUCGGACUCCGCACAUUCCUUUUAAACACUAAUUUCGGGAAUUUGCUAAAAUUUGUUUGAAUUUGCUAAAAUUUGUUUUAAUUUGCUAGCGAUCACGCACUGUUCUUUCAAUAAUAUCACGCCCAUUCCAGCAACUAUCAUUCUCUAUGGAAUUAUUUGCAAAUCUAAUUCACCGUUCAAGCUUUAACACGCAUUCUUUCUCUCAAAAACAUUUUGCCAAGUUCCUGGGAUGUACCACUUCCUAUUCAAAAUUACUUAUCUCCACCCACGCGACAGCUGGACUAAGGAUAUCACCGCAAAAACUCGAGUUGUGGAAUGUAUUUUUAGUACUGACGAUCCCUUUGACAUUAUUGCGACCCGUGCCGGUGUAAGGCGACAUAAUUAGGUUUGAUUUUCCAGGGGAGAGAAAACACGUUCAUUCCACAUUCCUAGCAAUCUUUCACGGAGGAGAUUCAUUAUCUCGCAUAUAUUGCAAGAAAGAUGAUAAUGUCGAAUACAUACUCAAGUAAUAUAUUAUAGGCGGGUAUAACACGCCUUUAAUUCAAUCUGGCCCCGGUCAACCCUUGGCCUGCAUGUGGCACUCUGAUAACCCUUCUUCGUAAUUCUUAUUUCUUUGCGUACGAUUAAUUAUUUUUGGCCGUUGUCCCUAUUUUUCGGAUAGGUCUGUGUUGUGCUGAAUGGUAAGGGAACCCGAAACCAAACACCAGAGGGAUUUCUGAAACCCUAUAUGCCGAGAUAGAGUCGACUCGGCACACGCUUUACGACAUCCAAUAAUUCGUCCCUAAUUCCAGGGGCUUGUAUAUCAAUGUGGAAGUCUCGGAGCACGCCAGAUUUUAGCGAUAAUUCAUUAUCACACUGUGCGCAUGCUUCUAGUUCUAGUAAGACUGGACCCUUCCAGCGUGCUCCGCUUAUUGUCUCGAUAUAAUCUGCAGACUUUUGCCCUCAGCUUUUCCAACCUCUGCACUUUUCCCUCUCUCUCACUUUAACGUUGCUAUUAUUAACUUGUUAACGGGGUAAAUAAACCAUUCCGCCUCGUCUACACCUAAUUAUAACUCGUGUGAACUAAUUACUGAUUUGGUUCCGUGAUCGGGUUAACGUCUGGCUUCUCUAACCGUUGACAGGACCUCUGUAUAAUAUCAGAUCUGUUCUCACACGAUACUACAACAUUGUACAUCUCCCCGCCUCGCCUGGUCGGCUGGCAGUGUCAUCUCCCCUAACCGGCUGUGUUCAGUGUCCCGCGUCGUAACAAUGCUGUUUUAACUCUUGCCAUAUUUCGUCAACUAAAGUCGAUUCUACUCGGACAUAAUACCAUGACCAUAUACAGUGUAGUCUAUCGGGUCCUGGGCUUUGCGGCUUGUUCUGCUGUACAUGAUUUGUCGCUUAUUUUGCCAUAUGCCGUGAUACUCUUAUAUUGCUACUUAUUAACUUAACGAAACUUGAUGCCACUUUUUAAAACUUUUUCUGUUUUUAAUCUGUCGGUUUUAUUUCAUUUCCCUUAUCUGUCAAAUCUAAAUUGUCUGCGUGACGUUUAAACCGUUAACUUUAAAAUAUUUUAUUCAGUUCCAUAAGAGAAUAUCCUAAAUUGAUUUGUGUCCUGUUGUAAAUCGAUGUAUUUAAGAGUUGCGUCGUAAUCCACACGCCUCGUUUAAAAUUAUCACUUUAGCAAUGAAAUGUUUGACACUAUACCUAAAUGAUUAGCUGAUUAUCUGAUGAUAGAAUUAAGUGUUAAAGAUUAGUAAUAAUUUCUGUACUGAGAAUUCUCAAUUAACCAUACCCCAUUUCUAGGUAUUGACAGCUAUGGAAAUAACAGAAUACGAUCUGGUGACUCAUGGGAACAUUGCCUAUACCAUGUUCUUCUCCCUUGUGUUCCUGUUGGUCAUUGCUGUGAACGUCAUUCUCCUCAUCAUUUUCAUCAGGAACCCAGUCCUCAUCUCCCCUUCCCAACUACUCUACAUCAACCUCUCCUGCACCAACAUAACCCUGGCUCUGUUCUCCAUGACGUUCGGAGUAGUAACUCUCAUCAGCAACAAGUGGAUAUUUCCUGGCCUGGUCUGUCACCUGGUGGGUUUCUUCAACAGCUGCUUCAUACACAUGGUAAUGUUCACUGCGUUCCAUGUCCUCAACGAGCGGUAUCAUUACAGAAUGAACAGUCGACGGCACUGCAAGUUGUACACCACCAAGAGGAUCGGUAUCAAUAUCACCGUGUUCUGGGUUGUCUGCACGGUGUUGUCCGUCCUGCCCCUCAUCCCCGGACUAGGCAGCUACACUUACCACUCUAAUGUGGGAACAUGCCACUCUCCCACCUCCUUAUUAGGAAUCAUACCCACUAUCACAAACUCUAUAUAUAUCGUCUUGUGGCUCUUCAUUACCUUUAACCUGGUGACCUUACCCCGGGUAUCGUUACCAGACGCACUGAAACAUAAGCGAUCUAAAGGUGCCACCUUUCUGCCCCAACUGGUGACUUCUGGGGUUUACACCUUGGCUGCUGUUGCCUCAGUUAUCUUCGUCGUUCUGGACAAAGCAGCAGAUUUGCCAGAAAAUAUAACUGUGGCCCUGGAGAGGACAUCACUUCUUCUCACCUACUCCUCCAUGAUCCUGAUGCCGAUAUCAGUGGUUUCGUUUAGCCCCGAGCUGAGGUUGGGGUUGAAAGAGUUAUUGAAGAAGGGCGGUGACUUGUCUAAAUACGAGCAAAUCGACCAGAGUCAACGCCAACUUGUUUCUCCAGAGUUUCCAAAGAACGCAGCCCAAGGUCAAGUCAUUUAUCCGGACAAGAAUCAGAUGAUACCCCCUCAAGUGCGCGGCUACCCACGACCAGUGUACACUCGACCAGUUCGGUACGAAGUGUACCGUCCCUCCCCCGCCGACCCCCGGUGUGCUCAUCCCAUCGACCCCAGAGUUCCCCGGCCGGUCAGACAGGUUCACAGGUCCCACAGCACAGUGGGGUACAUGCAGAGGCAUCAUCGAGCUCUUCACACCGGACAAAGGUCCCAGUCCCUGAACCGAGUUUCAGAACCCCAGAAUAUCGAGAUGUGCACCAUGAAGCAGAGCGGAGCCUCCGCCGUUCCCACUCCUAGAUCUAUACCUAGAUCUGAGAGCACGGUUCCGUGUGACAAGAUUGCUACCACCGGCAAGGGUAACACGGCUACUUCCAGUGUUGCUUCUUCCUCUACCGUCGCUGAUAUCGUAGACUUGUAAUCAGUGGAAAUUUUGAACCGUCGUUGUUCUACAACUACAGACUGUCCAGUGUCCAGGACUGCCAAGAAUUGAAUUAUAAAUGAAUCAAACAAUCGAAAGACUUAUUUAUUCUGUCUGUUUUUUUUUUGACAAAAGAAUCUUUUGUUACAAAGCAGGUUUAUUUGUAUUUGUAAAAUGUAAUAUUAUUUGAUUUUAUAGUAAGCCCAAAACCUUGA